This is a messenger RNA of Fomitiporia mediterranea MF3/22, 1776 nucleotides long. Its product is annotated as MFS general substrate transporter. NCBI's taxonomy places the organism in Eukaryota, Fungi, Basidiomycota, Agaricomycetes, Hymenochaetales, Hymenochaetaceae. Gene Ontology annotation, biological process: transmembrane transport. The transcript is spliced from 8 exons. The coding region runs from base 1 to 1776 and encodes 591 amino acids. The record is from RefSeq and is a predicted model, not a curated record. Gene Ontology annotation, molecular function: transmembrane transporter activity.
AUGAAUCCCGCCCACCAACACAACCCGCCCGACUCUGACGAGCGGGCUAGCGCCGCAUCCCGCGCAGGAUCGACCCUGAGAAGGUCCGCGGAGAGCCAUCAUCAACAUCACGAUGCGAUUGAGACAGUAGCAGUCAGUGCGGAGAAGAAGGAGCCAAAGGUGGAAGCACAGACCCAUGAAGCGGAAAAGGCUGGAGAUGGAUGCUUAAAUAGUACGGAGGCACAUGGUGUGGAAGAACAGAUUGAAUACCCUUCGGGCGUUAGGCUGGCGCUUCUUACGCUCGGAUUAUGUCUGGUAAUAUUUGUGGUUUCGUUGGACAAUACCAUCAUUGCAACUGCAAUCCCAACAAUCACUACUAAAUUCAAUUCACUCGACGAUGUUGGGUGGUAUGGGUCAAGCUAUCUCUUAACGACGACAAGUCUACAACCUACAUUCGGAAAAAUUUAUACCUAUUUUAACGUAAAAUGGACAUACCUCUCGGCGCUCGUUCUUUUUGAAGUUGGAUCCGUCAUAUGCGCUACUUCGAGGAACUCGACUACGUUAAUCGUAGGCCGCGCGAUAGCUGGUGCUGGUGCCUCUGCGCUAUUUUCUGGCGGGAAUACGAUAAUAGGCUUUUCGGUGCCUCUACGGAAGAUGCCAAUUUACAUCGCGAUGCUGUCAGGCAUGUUCGGCAUAGCGUCUGUCGUGGGACCUAUUUUGGGAGGCGUACUGACAGACAGGGCCUCGUGGAGAUGGUGCUUCUGGAUUAACUUACCGUUCGGCGGGGCUGCUUUUCUCGCGGUCCUUCUAUUUUUCAAACCACCGAAACGAGAUGUCGGCAACCUUACUCUGAGGCAAAAACUGGAGAAAAUCGACAUCCUCGGAGCUUUAUUCCUCAUAUGCGGGAUUAUAUGUCUUCUACUGGCACUCCAAGACGGUGGGACCGAGUAUCCUUGGUCGGAGGCGAAAGUAUGGGGUCUUCUCCUCGGUUUCGGGCUCCAAUUCGUCGUCUUCCUUGGCAUUCAGGUAUAUCGGGGAGAUGACGCUACCAUUCCGCCUCGAGUGUUCAUCCGACAGCGGUCGAUAUUCUGCGGUUCCGUUUUUACCUUCUUCCUCAGCAUGGCCUUGUACACACAUAUAUACUUCCUCCCAUUCUACUUCCAAGCUGUUCUUGGCACCUCCGCUGAAGGCUCCGGAAUCCGCUCCAUCCCGUAUCUCGUCAGCAUCACCACAUCCUCACUUAUCGUUGGCGCUCUCAUAACCAAAAUCGGGUACUAUGUACCGUUUUUGUGGAUCGGCUCCGCGGUAUUUACCGUUGGUGCGGGGUUAUUGUUCACGCUAAGAGUGUCGACGAUCACUGCGAAGUGGAUCGGGUAUCAGAUACUUGCGGGUUUUGGAGCAGGAGCGGGUUUCCAGGUGCCUUAUCUUGCUGUCCAGGCUGUUCUCAGCUCGCAGGACAUGCCAACUGGAAACGCAAUCAUAAUGUUCUCAAACGCGUUGGGUGGAGCCAUUGCUAUCUCCGUGGCGCAGAAUAUAUUCACAAACACGCUUUUAAGCUCGAUACCUAAGCACACCACAGGGAUUGAUCCUGAUCUUGUUGUCGAUACUGGGGCAACACAUUUACGAGACGUCAUACCCACAGAUCAACUACAGGGUGUGCUUGUGGCGUACACGUAUGCUCUCGACAGGGCGUUUAUUUUACCUAUUGCCGUUGCAGGAUCGGCCUUCUUCACCUCUUUAUUUGUGGAAUGGAAUACUGUGAAAAAGAAACGACUCGUGAACAGUACUGCUGCAUAA